Colletotrichum destructivum is the source of this 1634-nucleotide messenger RNA. RefSeq lists its product as uncharacterized. The record is from RefSeq and is a predicted model, not a curated record. Lineage: Eukaryota; Fungi; Ascomycota; Sordariomycetes; Glomerellales; Glomerellaceae. The transcript has a single exon. Bases 72 to 1634 code for a protein of 520 amino acids.
ACUUCCUUCACCCUCACCAAGCUUAGAACCAACUCCAACAUUGAUCCAUCACAUCAUUACUACCAAUCAACAUGCCGCUUCGCGAGACCGACCCCGUUUUCGAGAGUGACAUAUUGAAACAGGUCAAAGUAGGUAUCGAGGCUGCCCGCAACGCAAAGUUCGGGGUUUCCCAAUAUUUUAUGCCCCUGCCGCUCCUCGUCGACGAAUCUGCGGCGAAUCCACUGCCGUGCUAUGAACCUGCCGAGGAGACCACCGCCCUCAGCGCCCACGUGUCAGCGCGCAUUCAUGCCCUUUACAAGAAGGUUGCCGCCGCCUAUAACGAGGUUGAGGAUCCGCCAGCCAGCCUCGGCAUCUACCUCGGAAUCAAGCCACAGAAGUUUGAGACAGAGCCGGAUUGGUGCCACCAUCGCAGGUAUCACUCGCGCCGCCUGCGGCUGCACGACCCCGAGACACUGCCAAAUCUGCCCUUUGUAAGCAGCCUGACCAUCAGGUCAAUGUCGCUCGGCUCCGGCGCCGAAAACGCGACAGACAUACGCCCUCUGUCCCCCCUCGUGCCGCUGCAGUGCCUCGUCCACCUGCCGGCUGUCCAAGAGUGGAAUGCCCCCUGGUUGUGGGAGCGGCCCAUGCCCGCCUCCAUGCCGAGUAGGGUAAUGCGCGAGCACUACACCUGGCCCUGGGAGGGCCCCCUGCGAGACGCCCGCCACGAGUUCGGCGCCGCAAUCAUGGACCAGGAGAAGCACCUCUGCGGGAGAAGGAUCCCCGCCAGCCUGACCAGGGCCUCACUGCACUUCUGGCCAUUCUUCUCGCUCCCCCAGCAUGACCAGUCCGUGGCCCGGCCGAACCUGAUCCAUCCGGCAGAUAAAGACCCGGUGUCGGUCGGUCUGUGCAAGCUCGGUGCGCAGCUAAGCCUGUUCGACGUGCGUGCCGUCGUCACUUCAGACCUGUUCCCCAGUCCCGAGGCACCAGCCGACCAGCAGUGGUCACAGAUGCGGCGAUUCCGGCUCGAGUUUCACAACCUCCGUCCAGAUGGGCGGUGGUACUUUGUCGGCCCCGGUGGCGAGGAUCCGCAUGACUCUGAAGAAGGAGGGUACAAGAUCUCAGAAACGAAGCACUACCCCCGGCAAACCGACCCGGAUGAGGACAUGGAACUCGACCGCGAGUACGGCGACGACCCGGAGUGCUUUGUAGAAUACCGUCUAGACAUGUUCCGCACUGAGCCCUGCAGGGACCGGAUCGAGCCCCUGCUUGCGGCGUUUGCCAAGUCUCUGCCUCGCGACAAUAUGCCGAGCCUCGACGACGCAGAGCUUUUCACGCACCUAUGGUGGUACCCUUCAGACAACAAUGAAGUUGAGGGAUAUGAUCUACCGAUGAAACUGGGCCACAGAUGGGGUGUCAAGUUCAUUGCUGGGCGUGGCAGUGAGAAGAAGAUGAAGGACGGCGAUGCUGUUACUGCUGCGGCAGCACCAACAACACCGGUGGUGCAGUGGCAGGUUGGCGACUGGAGACCCAGCGAGGAGGUCAUGACUCUGUUCGAAAGCCUAGGACGGCAGGAGUGGCUUGAUCUCGAGUGGAAUAGGUAUAGAUGCACGGCGGGGCACGACCUGCUGGGAAAUAGCGAGUCUUCACCCAUAUAG